AUGGCCAAACUGGCCCCUAAGCAGUUCCUGCUGUUGGUCAGCAGAAAGCAGCUCGACCUCACCAAACCCAUUGAAGAUCAGGGUCCUUUGGAUGUGAUCAUACAUAAACUGACAGAUGUCAUCCUUGAAGCAGACCAGAAUGACAGCCAGUCAUUGGAGUUGGUUCACAGGUUCCAGGAGUAUAUUGAUGCUCAUCCAGAAACCAUUAUCCUGGACCCUCUUCCAGCUAUUCGUACGCUUCUGGACCGAUCCAAGUCUUACGAGCUAAUUCGGCAAAUAGAGGUGUACAUGCAAGAUGAGAGGAUCUGUUCACCACCCUUUAUGGAGCUGACAAGUGCCUGUGGAGAAGAUACUUUGCAGCUUAUAGAGAAGAAUGGACUGGCAUUCCCAUUCAUCUGUAAAACCAGAGUGGCCCAUGGAACCAACUCUCACGAGAUGGCAAUCAUCUUCAACCAAGAGGGCCUGAAAGCAGUGCGGCCCCCGUGCGUCAUUCAGAGCUUCAUCAAUCACAAUGCUGUGCUGUACAAGGUCUUCGUGGUUGGGGAAUCCUACACAGUGGUGAAAAGACCAUCUUUAAAGAACUUCUCUGCGGGUAUCUCAGACAGAGAAUCAAUAUUUUUCAACAGCCACAAUGUUUCAAAGCCAGAAUCCUCAUCUGUCCUAACAGCACUGGAUAAAAUCGAAGGAGUAUAUGAGCGGCCAAAUGACGACGUCAUCCGGGAAAUCUCUAAGGCUCUGCGGCAAGCUCUAGGAGUUUCCCUCUUUGGAAUUGAUAUCAUCAUUAACAAUCAGACUGGGCAGCACGCAGUCAUUGAUAUAAAUGCAUUCCCAGGUUACGAGGGUGUUUCGGAAUUUUUCACAGAUCUACUGAACCACAUAGCUGCUGUCCUACAGGGUCAGGCACCUGAGGGGAAUCAGCUAAACCGCAGCAAGCUCCUUGCAGAGCAGACCAGUGGGAUCAUGGAUGAGCGGAUAUGCUGCGCUGGCACAGGCUGUCUCAGCGUCAUGGGAAAAGACUCCUCCUGGAUUGUGGAAAGUGAGACCAACAGCUCAGUAAAAUUGCAACACCAGAGACUAGGCUGCAACUCGGCAGUGUCCCCCAGCUUCCAGCAGCACUGCGUUGCUACAUUGGCAACAAAAGCUUCUUCUCAAUAACUUGCCAAUGCCAUGGACUGAGAGAAAGCCACAGGGAUACAAUUUGUGGUCCCAGAACCAGAUCAGGCUAUAAUUAU
Messenger RNA from Chaetura pelagica (chimney swift), 1232 nucleotides. RefSeq names its product inositol-tetrakisphosphate 1-kinase (gene ITPK1). Gene Ontology annotation, molecular function: inositol-3,4,5,6-tetrakisphosphate 1-kinase activity; magnesium ion binding; inositol-1,3,4-trisphosphate 6-kinase activity. The record is from RefSeq and is a predicted model, not a curated record. The transcript has 9 exons. Gene Ontology annotation, biological process: inositol trisphosphate metabolic process. Gene Ontology annotation, cellular component: cytoplasm. The coding region runs from base 1 to 1155 and encodes 384 amino acids. Lineage: Eukaryota; Metazoa; Chordata; Aves; Apodiformes; Apodidae.